Messenger RNA from Spirodela intermedia, 729 nucleotides. The record is from the annotation of a GenBank genome assembly. NCBI's taxonomy places the organism in Eukaryota, Viridiplantae, Streptophyta, Magnoliopsida, Alismatales, Araceae.
AUGGAAGUAGAGCCACUCGCCGCUGACUGCGAGGCCGACUCCCACUCUACAUCCUCUUCCUCCAACUGCUCGUCCUUUUCGUCCUCGUUCAACUCGUCUAGCCCCAAUACCUCCCCCGUCUCCAAGGAGUCCUCGGCAGCGGAAGACUCUAAUCCGCUGGCUACCGGCGGGAGCGAGAGCAGGAAGAAGUGCAGGGACGAGAAGCACCCGAUUUACCGGGGUGUGCGCAUGCGCAAGUGGGGGAAAUGGGUGUCCGAGAUUCGAGAGCCGAGGAAGAAGUCUCGGAUUUGGCUCGGGACCUUCGCCACCGCUGAGAUGGCGGCGCGAGCGCACGAUGUGGCGGCGCUGACAAUCAAGGGCCAGUCAGCCUGCCUCAAUUUCCCCGAGCUGGCCGCGGUGCUCCCCCGCCCCGCCACGGUCUCCCCCAAGGACAUCCAAGCCGCCGCCAUCAAGGCGGCAACGGCCACGUUCGACGCCCAACGGGGACCGGCGGCGGACGAGUCCAGUCGAGAAGAGUCGCCAAGAUCACGGAGUUCCUGCUUGCCGCCUCCCUCGACGCCUUCUUCGAGAGAUAGCGACAGCGCUCUCUUCGACUUGCCGGAUCUGUUUUUCGGCCUUGGCAGCGACGGGUUUUCUUAUUCCUCUUUGUGGAUUCCAUCGGCAGGAGAGUUGGGAGUAGAAGACGACUACGACGGUGGAUUCCGACUUGAUGAACCCCUCUUGUGGUAG